UGCACACCUGCACUGCCUACUUCCGAAUUUCCCAUCCCGACCGGCGGCUAUCCUCGACGGCUCUGCGUCCUCGCCCCGCCCUGCUCCGCCGCCGCUUCUCAAUCGCAUCGCCGCCCUUCCGCGCCUCCAUCAGAUCGAGGUGCUAUUUCGGUAUUUCCACCGCAGCUGCUCUUCUUUCUCUCCCUCUCGUCGGCGGCUCGGCGCCGUCGCCGUCCUCAGCGCCCCACCUGGACCGGCGUGGAGCAGAGGGACCCAACCCGUGCAUGCGUUGAUUCCAUCUCUGAGUAAGAAGAUUGAUUAAGAAUGGCUGCGCGGAGCACUUCCAUGGCCUCCGAGGAUGACUAUGAGACUGAACAAAAGAAGCAAGUCGCUGCAAAUGUUCUUUUCCACUAUUCACAGUUUGUGAUGGUCUGCAUUGGUGAGGAAGUUCGCCCUACUGAUCUCAGGUUACAUCUUAUGAAGGAAGUUUCAGGAAUGCCCACUUCUCUAAAGGAGCCUCAACAGGCUGCUGCCUCACCAGAUUCUAGUGGUGAACCAUCGUCCUCUGGAACAAUGAAAACCGAAAUCUCCUAAAUUGCCCAGCUCUGAUCUCCUGCUGUUUCUUGUGCACGGAGAAGAAAGUAAUGUUCAGAUGACGAGCCCUACUUGUAUAAUAGGAAUGUACAUAUGUUAGCAUCGCAUGGUUACCUAUAGUUUUUUCUUUUGACAACGCAUAAGGAAAACAUUGGUCAUCGCCAUGCCCUGCUGUUCUGCUGCUUUAUCUUCUGUCGUGACAAUCUGGUAGUGGUAGAUGAUGUUUGUGAUAGUAUUUGUACCCAUCUUCAUGUUUGAAUUCAUUUUUAUUCAGGCAACAAUCGUGUUUGCUGUUGUAUUUAUUUUUUAUUAGAAACGCAAAUGCUGUGAUAUAAAGAUGUGGGUUUUGAAUA
Messenger RNA from Setaria italica (foxtail millet), 926 nucleotides. RefSeq lists its product as uncharacterized. Lineage: Eukaryota; Viridiplantae; Streptophyta; Magnoliopsida; Poales; Poaceae. The transcript is spliced from 4 exons. The record is from RefSeq and is a predicted model, not a curated record. The coding region runs from base 304 to 573 and encodes 89 amino acids.